AUGGCAGAAUCAAAGGGAUAUCGUCUUGGGGUUGACGUUGGAGGCACCUUCACAGAUAUCUGUGUCAUCACGCCUGAGGGUAAGACAGUGCGCGCAAAGGUGCCGACCAACGUGACCGAUCAAAGCAUCGCGGUCAAGGAGGGCGUGGACCAAGUCCGCAAGCUUCUUAAAGAGACCUACGGAUGGGAUGGGCGGUUUGAGUAUAUUCACCAUGGCACCACCACCGCCACCAAUGCCAUCCUAGAGGGCAAGGGCGCGAAAACCGGCCUGAUAGUGACGGCUGGCCACAAGGAUGUUCUAGCCUUCAGGAGAUCGCAAAUACCUGGUGGGCUCGGCGCGUGGAUCAACUGGCAGCAACCUACGCCCAUAGUGCCCCUCGAGCGGACGGUCGAGGCGCCUGAACGUAUCUCUAUCCAGGGCGAUGUCGUGCGACCACUGGAUCGAGAAGCUUUCCGAGAGAGUUUGCAAGAUCUAAAAAGGCAGAAGCCUGAUGCCAUCGCCGUCAGUCUCAUCAACUCGUUUGCAAAUGCUACGCACGAGGAGGAAAUCAGACAGGUCCUCAAUGAAGAGUUCGGCCCCGACGUCGAGGUUGUAACAUCAAGUGAGAUUCUUCCCGAGAUACAAGAAUAUGAGCGGACAGUCACCACGACUGCGAACGCAAUUGUCAAGCCAAUCGUCAAGCGAUACAUGCAGGGUCUCGAGAGACUGCUUGCAUCUGACACCGACACAAUCCGCAUCCUCAAGUCUGACGGCGAUUUGACUUCUGUUGGUCUAGCAGGCCAACAGCCAGUGAACAUCUUGAUGAGUGGUCCAGCGGGAGGUGUCAUUGGUGUUGGCCAUGUUAUCUCCAAGAACACGCCUUACAAGAACCUCAUCACCCUAGAUAUGGGAGGCACCUCAACUGACUGUGCCCUGAUCCCUGGGACCAAUGCUGUGCUGCGCCGCGAGACUGUCGUGGGAGCAUUGACAGUGAAAGCACCUUCAGUCGAUGUCCGAACCGUCGGCGCGGGAGGCGGCUCCAUUGCCAACUACAACACCUUCACAUCCGCUCUUCGGGUUGGGCCUGAGUCGGCGGGGGCGUCGCCUGGUCCUGCCUGCUAUGGCAAGGGUGGCAGCCUGGCAACAGUGACCGAUGCCAAUCUGGUGCUUGGAUACCUCCCUUCAAAACUACUUGGGGGAAAGUUCAGUCUCGAUGUCGACGCAGCCGCCAAAGCCCUCGAGGACAUCGCGCAGCAGAUGGGCAUGAAAGCCACCCAGGCAGCAGAGGGAAUCAUUGAUCUCGUGAACGAAACCAUGUACAGUGCCCUCCGACUGGUCUCGGUCGAACAGGGUUACGACCCAAGAGACUUUGCUUUGGUCGCCUUCGGAGGUGCUGGCCCCCUCCACGCCAACGCCGUCGGCAAGCUUUUAGGGUCGUUCCCUAUCAUCAUUCCACCAGCGCCUGGCAUCCUCUGUGCACAAGGCGACGCUACUACCAAAAUGUCUCAUGAGCAGUCUUGUACCUACAUCAAGCUCUUCUCAGCGAUCUCAGCCGAGGAUCUGCGUGCGAUGUAUGAUCAACUCAAAGUCAGCUGUACCGAAACCAUGAUGGAGGCCCUUGGAGAGAAGUCUCCUGCCCUCCUCAUUUCUUACCAAGCAGACAUGCGGUAUAAAGGCCAGGCUCUCACCUUAACAGUGGACAUGAAUGCCAAGGACCUGGCACUUGAUACAUCUGCUCUACUGUCAACACUACGUGAGAGAUUCGCGGCCGCCCACGAGCAGUUGUUCAGCUUCUCACUUCCUGAUACCAUCGAUAUUGAGAUCAUGCGUUUGCGCGUCAAGGCAACGGAUGACUCUCCCGACGUUACCAUCGAAGCUAUCGAGGCGGCUCCCAGCAGUACCCCGCCACAGUCUGCUGUCAUCUCUCGUGGUCCAAUCGUUGUCAACGGCCAGAAAGUCGAGGCUGUCAUCUGGGACCGGGCAUUGAUCAGUAAGAGUGGAUACAGAGUUGAAGGUCCUUGCGUCAUUACCGAGAUGGACUCUAAUACACUCAUCCUGCCGGGCUUCGUUGGCGAAAUUGACAAGAUGGGAAACAUUAUCAUCCAGCCUCAUGACAAGGCAGACACAUGGAGCGAAGAGCUUGUCAACACGGCAGAGUCGGCGCGUGACUACGUGUCGAAAAAUCCUCUGGUCCCGACACUCAUCGCCAGUGCCCUCGGUAGUAUCCGCCGCGAAAUGGACACCCUCAUGCUUCGAUGUGCCAUGAGCCCGGCUAUCAGAGAACAGCAGGACGAAUUCAAUGUCAUCACGAACUCCCGUGGCCAGAUGCUUGUUGGCCAAUUUGGCAGUUUCAUCAGCCAGUUCCUCGAGAAUUGGACAGGCACAAUUGAGGAGGGCGACGUCUUUGUGACCAACGACGUGUAUCAGACAAAAGGCGCUGUUUCCCAUCUGAACGACGUGAUUGUCCUUCUACCUAUUUGGUACCAGGGCAAGAUCGUUGGAUGGGCGGCCAAUUUUGGCCACUUGACUGACGUCCAAGGCAAAGUUCCUGGAUCCAUGAGUAUUGGGGCGUCGACCAUUUUCGAGGAUGGGCUCCAAAUCCCGUCAGUGAAGCUCUACUCCAAGGGCGAAUUCAACAGCAGCCUCCUGGAUGUUUUCAUGCGCAACAGUCGAAUCCCCGAGUGGUUCCAAAGCGAUCUGACAGCUCUUGUUGCCGCUUGCAAGACAGCUGCUACACGAGUUUGCGAGUUAUGCGAUCGGUAUGGCCUUGAGGUCUAUCGCGCCGCCACCGACUAUCUUCUAGAGCGGUGCCGCUCGGCCAUUGGCGAGAUCAUCGAGACGAAAUUCGGCAACGAGCGCAGCAGUUUCACCGACUUUGUUGACGACAAUGGCCUAGGCCUCGGCCCAUGGAAUAUCUCCUGCUCCAUGCAAAAGGAGGGCAACCGUCUGAUAUUCGACUGGGAUGGCACCUCACCUCAGUCAAACAGCAGCAUGAAUUAUUACCUCUCGACGCCAAUGUUCAAGAUGUUCAUCGGUUAUUUCCUACUGGCCGUCUACGACCCUUUCUGUGUUGUCAACGACGGCUUCCAUGAUCUCAUAGACCUGCGGGUACCGGAGGGAACCAUCCUGCGACCAGUCCGGCCUGCCGCCCUAUCGUGUCGAACGCACUUGCUUGGACGUAUCAUGGAUGUCAUCCAAGCGCUGAUGGGCCAGAGGAACCCAUCGUACCGCUCUGCCGCCGGGUUCUCCGACUCACCGCACCUUUUCUACUCCGGUUUCAAGGAUUCAGGCGACUGGUUCUUGCUCUAUCAGAUUGGGUUUGGUGGAGUACCGGCCAGGCCCAUUGGUGACGGACCAGACUGUCAUUGCUUGUUCCCGGCCAUCAAAAGCAUUCCUACGGAGAAUAUUGAACUUUACUUCCCGCUGAGAAUCGAAGCCAACGAGAGCGUGGCUGACUCGGGUGGCGCGGGCUUUUACCGGGGCGGAAACGCGCAGCGGACUCUUUACCGCUUCCUCUGCCAAGGCGAGGUGUCCCUCCACGACGACCGGUGGCUGACGAAACCGUGGGGUGUCAACGGUGGCGAGCCCGGCAUGCGUAGCAGGAAGGGCAUCUGGCGCAACGACUCAUAUGGAACGGACACCCCUGAUUACCAGAUUCUGCCCUCCAAGAUGGACCAUCUGGUUGUCCAACCCGGUGACGUGCUUGAGUGGGUGACCUGGGGAGGUGGUGGCCUCGGCGACCCCCUGACCCGUCCUGCCGAGAUCGUUGCUGCUGAAGUCCACCGGAAGCUGGUGACCUUUGAGGGAGCCAGGAAGAAUUAUGGUGUCAUUGUCAACAAGGGUGACUUUUCCGUCGACACCGAGGCAACGGAGAAGUUGCGAGCCGAGCUCAAGGCGGCGCGGCCGGCAACGUGGGGAGAUCUGACCUACAAUCGUGGCGGGACCCUCGAGGAGAUUCUGGCCGACGCUGAAGCAGAGACGGGCCUGAAGCUGCCUAAGCCAGUGUGGGAGCAGACACCUUACGGGCCACACGUGGCACUUCCAUAUGUCAAGAACUGGUACAAGACAAUGAGAGAACAGAAGGGAUGGGUUCUCAAUGAUUCUGUCAAGGUUUGA
Messenger RNA from Capronia coronata CBS 617.96, 4095 nucleotides. RefSeq lists its product as uncharacterized. Gene Ontology annotation, molecular function: 5-oxoprolinase (ATP-hydrolyzing) activity. Gene Ontology annotation, cellular component: cytosol. Gene Ontology annotation, biological process: glutathione metabolic process. Bases 1 to 4095 code for a protein of 1364 amino acids. The transcript is spliced from 5 exons. NCBI's taxonomy places the organism in Eukaryota, Fungi, Ascomycota, Eurotiomycetes, Chaetothyriales, Herpotrichiellaceae. The record is from RefSeq and is a predicted model, not a curated record.